UUCCUCGAUAAGAGAAAUAUCUUAUUAGUCUUGAGCAUGCCUUAGGAAGGUAGGUAUACAAACAGCAUUAAGCAUCAGAUAGUCAUAUCGGAAGGUCCGAGUUUUCAAAGGGACUCGAGAUAAUGGACGGGGGAUACUAGAGUGCUUUAAGUUUGAUAGCAUUUUCUUUGAGUGCAGAUAGUAUAAAUGUGAUGGAAAGAAAAGGGUUACUUGGAACAUGAUCACUAGGCUUGAAGUUUUCCAGCUUCCCAGAUUCUGAGAUUCUCCGUACUCCAGGAGGUGCAGCAGACCUUUACUUACACCUUUCCUUACAAAACUUAUAUAGGUACAACGUACCUACCUAUCUAUACUUGUGCAAGUACCCCAUACCUUACUUAUUACACAGAGGGAAGGCACCUAAGGUUAAUGUUUGGGCUGAACCCUUGCUGAGUUGCCUUUGAAAUUGCCUUUUAAAGAUCUUGCGACGAUCGGCUGCUUUGCUAUAGAAGGAAACCAAUCACAUUGUUUUCUCUUUUUCUUCUUCUUCUUCUCACAAUUCACCACUUAGUUCUUGAUAGGUGCUAGUUUUAUUGAAAUUGGUUGUAUUCUACUGCGUUCGGGAGACUAUAUUCACUUUCGUCGGCCCAUCAUGUCUAGCUUUUACAUCAAGAAUAAGGACGUCGGCAACAAAGCCACUGGCGACGACUGGAGAAUCCGCGGCUACAACCCUCUGACGCCGCCGGACCUACUCCAACACGAAAUCCCACAUACCGCAAAGUCCAAGCAGACGGUUCUCGAAAGUCGCGAGGAAGUAGUCGCUGUAGUCAAUGGUACCGAUGAGAAGGAGAGGCUUCUAGUCAUCAUCGGCCCGUGCUCCAUCCACGAUCCAGAGUCGGCCCUCGAAUAUUGUGACAGACUAUUGAAAGAGAAGGAGAAGUACAAAGAUGAGCUACUCAUUGUUAUGCGAGCUUACCUCGAGAAACCGAGAACAACAGUAGGCUGGAAGGGUUUAAUAAACGACCCAGACAUUGACAACAGCUUCCGUAUCAAUAAGGGUCUGCGCAUGUCGAGGCAGCUCUUCGUCGAUCUCAAUGACAAGGGGAUGCCCAUCGCUAGCGAGAUGCUCGACACCAUCUCACCACAAUUUCUAGCAGAUGUCCUCUCGGCUGGUGCCAUAGGUGCCAGAACUACUGAAAGUCAGUUGCACCGGGAGUUGGCGAGCGGCCUAUCGUUCCCGGUUGGUUUCAAGAAUGGCACUGACGGAACACUCGGUGUUGCCAUUGACGCCAUCGGUGCUGUGAAGCACCCCCAUCAUUUCCUUUCUGUCACUAAGCCUGGAGUUGUGGCAAUUGUUGGUACCGUUGGUAAUGAGGACUGCUUCGUUAUCCUCCGGGGCGGAAGCCGUGGUACUAACUACGAUGCUAAGAGCAUCGCGGAAGCUAAGGCCGCCCUGGCCAAGGCAGGUUUGCGACAACGGCUCAUGGUAGACUGCAGCCACGGAAACUCGUUGAAGAACCACAAGAACCAGCCUAAGGUUGCUGCGGAUCUAGCAGGGCAGAUUUCCAAGGGAGAGACGGCCAUUAUGGGAGUCAUGAUCGAAAGCCAUAUCAACGAAGGCAACCAGAAGGUACCAAAAGAAGGCAAGGCUGGUCUGAAGUAUGGUGUUAGCAUUACAGACGCUUGUAUUGGAUGGGAAGACACCGAAUCAGUCCUUGCUACUCUCGCCAAUGCCGUCAAGGAGCGAAGGAAUGUGACUGGUACUGCUGUAAAUGGCCAAGCAUAGGAAAUCAGAAAUGCUUGGUUGCGAGCUGUCUACUAAAGAAAGUCAAGAGAGAGAAGUCCCACGAUCUGUAAUAAAAGAAGGUUAAAACUGUUGAAGAUAUCCAAAGGUUCGGCACAAAGGAAGAAGGGAAGGGGGAAAAAAAAGAAGAUAGCUAAAGCGUUCUCUGCGUUAAGUUCUUAUACUUAGACCUUCAGCGAUAAAGAAGUAAGGGUCAAUGAAUUAUUAAAAAAGUAUCAGGUUUAACACCAUAAAAUACAUAUUACGUCCAAAUAAUACUAUGAUAGGUACUUGAUGGUGUUGAAGAAACUCGGUUAAAGGAGGC
Molecule: messenger RNA, 2084 nt
Organism: Daldinia caldariorum
Lineage: Eukaryota; Fungi; Ascomycota; Sordariomycetes; Xylariales; Hypoxylaceae
Product: phospho-2-dehydro-3-deoxyheptonate aldolase
Exons: 5
Coding region: 629-1762 (377 amino acids)
Biological process (GO): aromatic amino acid biosynthetic process
Cellular component (GO): cytoplasm
Molecular function (GO): 3-deoxy-7-phosphoheptulonate synthase activity
Source: RefSeq, a predicted model, not a curated record